Molecule: messenger RNA, 2421 nt
Organism: Bombus pyrosoma
Lineage: Eukaryota; Metazoa; Arthropoda; Insecta; Hymenoptera; Apidae
Product: cell wall protein DAN4-like
Exons: 3
Coding region: 148-774 (208 amino acids)
Cellular component (GO): cytoplasmic vesicle
Source: RefSeq, a predicted model, not a curated record
CAGCGAUCAGUUCAAUUUCAGCUUUGGUAGAAGCUUACGUUCUACGAUUCUGUACUUGGUUUAUAGCGGGGAAUUCAUUCAACGACAUCGGGCUUUUGGUAAAAAUCAUACACGUCUGUUGAGAUUGUUCGCAUUUUCGCCAUAAAAAUGAGAUUAGUGUAUAUAACCUGCGUUUUAUUAGCUACGGCAAUUUGCUGCAUCGCGGCUGAUAAUGCUGCUACAACCCAAGGAGAUACUAAAUCUGUCAAUCAGCAGACAGUGGAUCUAGCCAAUAGUACUGCACCUAUUAAAAAUUCCUCAAGUUCUGCUGCUCCAGUUAAGGAUUCUAUUAAGGAUUCUAGUACAAAUGUAACUAAAAAUGCUGAUGUCAAUAACAAUAUUACCAGUACCAUUGCUACUACUCCUGCUACUACUACUGACACCACUAUUGGUAACAAAACAAAAACUGAUACUGCUCCUGACAAUGAUCAUGGUACAGAAUCCACCAAUUCAACAACAACUACAACAACUUCAACAACUUCAACACCUACAACUUCGUCAAUAACAACCAAACAAACACCUACGCCUGAAAAAUCUACAUCUACGACUAUAGUUACACCUACUACUAUGAACAAUACAACACCUAUCGUUUUAUCAACACCUAUAGUGCCACGACACUUUGAUGGAACCAGCUUUCUUGGUGGUAUCAUUUUAACUACAGGUUUAAUAGCAUCCGUAUUUGCCACCUGGAAAUUGUAUAGAAUAUACAAUGAACAAAACUACCGCACGCUAUGAUACAGAUAUCGCGAAAAUUCCAUUUUCCAAUAAGUAAAUGCAGUCGUUUGAACUGGAAACUAUGAAUUUUACCAUAAUAAUAUUACGUAUUUUUAUAACGCACUUAAGUGUCGCGGGGUUUAAGUGCUCUUAGUGAUGUGAUGUGCAACCGCGAAUUUCGUUUCUUUGUACCCAAUUACAAAGACGAGUUACAAGCAUUAUAGUAUUGUCUCUUCGUAUGUUCGCACGCGCAUUGUAAUAGCGUUUAUAUUUAUGAAAAAGAAAGAACGAAAAGAACGAAUGUGCAUAGAAGAAAAGGAAAAAGUAAGAGAAUCUUGAGGACGUGAGAGGAGAAGAGAAAUAGAAAAGCAAAUAUAGUAUUACUAUGCGCAUGCGUAAUUUGCGUACGCAAGUUGACGACCAAUCAAAUACACAUUCCAUCAAAAAGAUCAAUUUUGCACUAUAACAAGUCCACGUAAUAUUUUCUGCUCAAAUGAAAAUUAUUUCGUAAAACUCUUUCUUUUAUUUUUCUUUUAUUUAACUCGUUUAUCAGCUGUUGCCAUACGUAAAAACAAUGGUUAAUAUAAUAUAAAAACGAUGAAAUGUACACAGAUAUAAAGGUUCCUAUGUGUAUAUUCAUAGUAAGAACAAAAUAUGUAAAAGGAUUAAGUAUGAGACGUUUAAAAGAGUUCGAUUAAAGUUUAAGAGAUUUGCACAUAAAUAAUGAUAUGAUAUAAACGAACUCCGGUAUGACAUAUUUCCUAUGGUUAUAUUCAAUAUUACUUUUCUCACUAAGAUGAUAUUUAAUUAUUAAUUUCGGGUGUGAAGAAUAUUUUAUAUUAUAAAGGUAUAAGGGUCGUUCGUACGUAUAAAUUAUAGAUGCUCCUGUACAUGCCUUCAUUAAAUAAUAUUCUUGUUGAGGAAUUUUCGUACGAGUCAAAAAAGAAAUGAAAGUUUUUAGUUUCGAUUUUUGUACCUGUUGGGAGACAUAGUGAUUACAACAAAUGUUGAACUUGGUUUUUGGCUCAUAAAGAAAUGUAAUAUGCUAACUAAUAUUUUACUUAAUAUAAUCGUAUGAUACGUUUUUCAUUUAUAUUUAGACUUUUUUCUUUCUUUCUGAUACGAGUAAAAUGUAUAGAGAUUUAGUUUUUGUUUAUUUCAUUCCGUUAUUCCUUCUUUUCUUUUUUUAAAGUAAGUAUUUUAUUUUUAAAAGAAGGUAAUUAAAUUACCAAUGUGACGAUAGAUGUACCGUAAUCGAUAAUACAGGCCCCUAAAGCUCCUUCUAUAGUUUCGAAUAUGUUUCUGAUACGUUUAAUAUCAUCGGGUAAAAAAUUUAAGUGUUUACAUAUAGAACGAUGGUUUUCUCGUAAGAGCUUUCCUAUAAUGUACGUUAUGAAUAUUAAAUCGAAGUUUACAGAGAGACGUAACGAGAGUUGAGUUAUUUUUAAGGAAACAUGUGCGGUACAUAAAUAAACUAAUUUUGAAACAUAUUAAUUGAAUAUGCGACCUGCUAUUAUAAGAAAAGAUACCUAAAUAUAUAUAUUUAAAAAAAACUACAGCCUAAAUAGUGUAUUGUAUUUACAUUCCGUGUAAUAUUUUAACAAGCUAUGUAAAAUACUUGCUUAUAUGAAUUAUACGAUAUUAAUACUACGCAAUGGCAAAACAAAA